Nymphalis io (European peacock) is the source of this 2342-nucleotide messenger RNA. RefSeq names its product carbonic anhydrase-related protein 10 (gene CARPA). Gene Ontology annotation, molecular function: carbonate dehydratase activity; zinc ion binding. Lineage: Eukaryota; Metazoa; Arthropoda; Insecta; Lepidoptera; Nymphalidae. The record is from RefSeq and is a predicted model, not a curated record. The coding region runs from base 247 to 1260 and encodes 337 amino acids. The transcript is spliced from 12 exons.
AAAUUCAGUCAGUUGACCGCGAGGCUUCGCGAGAGUGGACGUGUUUAAAGAACAGUAUUAGCGCGCUUCCAAUAUCCGCGUAAAACUUUUCGCUUAUUAAAAGUUAACGUGAAAAGUUAUAUACGUUAAAUAUAUUUUAAAUUAGUGUAUAGGAGGUUGGAAGCGGACGAAAAUUGUAUACCCGAAAAUAACAAGCAGACGUGAUAUUCCCAAUGCGGGCUGCUGCGUGACGGCAGCAUCGUCACGAUGCGCCAAUGUCUACUCACGCUCAUACUGCUAUGUAUCUCAGUCAGAGAUAUAACAGGUAGCUGGGAAGAAUGGUGGACCUACGAUGGUAUUUCAGGUCCCGGGUUCUGGGGUCUGAUCAACCCGCAAUGGAGCAUGUGCAACAAGGGUCGGCGGCAGAGUCCUGUCAACAUCGAGCCGGACAAACUACUUUUUGACCCCUGGCUGAGAGACAUACAGUUCGACAAACAUAAGGUCAGUGGUGUUCUCCAAAACACCGGUCAAUCGCUCGUGUUCAGAGUUGAAAAGGACAGUAAGCACCAAGUCAACAUCAGUGGAGGACCCCUCUCCUAUAGAUACCAGUUCGAAGAGAUUUACUUUCACUAUGGAUUGGAUGAUAACAGGGGAUCCGAACAUCAGAUCGACCACCAUACGUUUCCAGGAGAAAUUCAACUCUAUGGCUUCAACAAGGAACUGUACCAUAAUAUGUCGGAAGCGCAACACAAAUCGCAAGGAGUGGUGGGCAUCUCACUAAUGGUUCAAAUCGGAGAACCAACGAACAAGGAACUGCGUCUUAUAACGAGCGCUUUUAACAAAGUGAUGUUCAGAGGUAGUUCAUACCCGAUCAAACACCUACCUCUCAGUUCCUUACUACCCAAUACCCAGCAGUAUUUGACGUAUGAAGGUUCUACUACCCACCCGGGUUGCUGGGAGACAGCUGUAUGGAUCAUAUUCAAUAAACCUAUCUAUAUAUCUAAGCAAGAGAUGUACGCAAUACGACGCCUAAUGCAAGGAUCCCAGCUGACUCCAAAAGCGCCACUCGGUAACAACGCCAGGCCUGUCCAGCCGCUUCAUCACCGCACCGUGCGCACGAACAUCAACUUUAACAAGCAAGGAAUGCCCGUAUCAAGCAAUUGCCCUGACAUGUAUCGCAACAUGCACUAUACAGCACGUUAUUCCCGCAAAGCACGUUCGAAAAAAAGUAUUGCAUGCAAACGAAAGGGUGCACCAAAGAGAGCAUGUCACAAAAAAUAGCAACUCAGUGGCCCAGAGAACACAGUAUGCGGUAUAGAAGUGCGGAAGACUUGGCAAUGCUCUCAUUGAACUAACAACUAAACUUGGUCACUUGGUACUGAAAUACAAAAUAUUAUCUUAGACCAAUUGUCCUAUAAAAAUGAAUGCGUUAUGUUCAUUUAAAAUUUGUUUAAAUUAAAAUACAAAACAACAAAGAAAAUUAUAUUGUUACCAAAUGAUUAUUCGAUUUUCAAAAUUAGAUGUGUUCUAAAAGAAAUAUUUUUAUCUAAAAACAUUAUUAUAUUAUUGUAACGUAUUAAUAAAGUUUUUGAAUGUUUCGACUGUAUUAAUACGCAGUAGAAAACGCUUUUGAGUAGUUGUAAAACGUCAAUUUUAUAGACAAUAUCCCCAAUAAUAUAAUGAAAACUUUCAUGACAUAUUGUUUUAUGAAAAAAAAAUACAGUAGGCAAAUGUUGUCAUAAUAAAAAAAGCUUAUUAAUAUUCUAAUGAAAUCUUCGCUAAAAUUACUUGUAAAUGUUAUAUAAUGAGAAUGUAUAUAUAUGUAAUAUAUAGUUAAAAAAAUAUCGUAAUUCGUCCACAAAUUGGAAUGUAUUUAACGCAAAUAAAUUUAGACCUUAAAUAAAUUGCUUAAGAGUUUAUUUCGAAUAUCAAAUAGAAUAGAUGUUGACGCAAAACUCUAUAAAAAAUAGUAUAAAUGGAUAGUAUACGUAAAAUUAUAAUAUAGUGUAGUUUUUCAACAUUUAUAAUAUAUACUGUCAAUUGUUUAAGCAAUUUAUAAUUAAGCGUGAAGUAUACAAAGUAAAGCUUAUGAAUAAAUUGGUAUCUUAUAUUAGAAAUAAAAUAAAAUAAAACACUCUUUAUAUCAAAACUCCGGUUGAGAAAGAUGGAUUUUGUAAAAUUUUAUUUUAUAAAAUUAUCGUUAAAUAAGCUGCUUGUGUGCGUUUAAAUGCGUAUUAUAUAUGUACGAAUAUAAUGUAGUGAAUGUUACAAGUAAUGUAAUUAUAAUCAUGUUGUAGUAUAGAAGCUGUGUUGUCAUCACGUAAUGAGUUAUGAAAAUAAAAUAUUUAACAUGAGAUAUUAAA